This is a messenger RNA of Ruditapes philippinarum (Manila clam), 4262 nucleotides long. RefSeq lists its product as uncharacterized. The coding region runs from base 428 to 2194 and encodes 588 amino acids. The record is from RefSeq and is a predicted model, not a curated record. Gene Ontology annotation, molecular function: zinc ion binding. The transcript is spliced from 2 exons. NCBI's taxonomy places the organism in Eukaryota, Metazoa, Mollusca, Bivalvia, Venerida, Veneridae.
AUUCAGUUGAUAGCAAUCAAUACACCUCAACAAAUUUUAAGUCUUUUUUAAGUUCCUAUGUGGGUUUUUGUAUAGUUAUCAGAGGAAAUGACAUUGAUUUUGUAUCGUUAUUUACACCAUUUUAAUAACUGACACGUGAAAAUUAAACUGAUUGAACUUAUGUUUAGCUAAAUAGUUACUUAGCAUGAUUAAUAUAUCGACAGUUUUCAUAAACUUUAACCCAGAUAGAACUAGUUGGACUUUUGUUUUGAAAUGAAGGAUUAUAUAAUCAGAUCAGAUAAAGGCCUUGUGUAAACAAAUGGACAGUGAAAUCCAAAUGGGACAAGUUAUGCUCAAUGACAUAAAGACUCUGCUGUUCAACAUAUACACAUGUAUAUGUCCUAUGUAAAUAAGUGUAAACGACAUAGAAAAAUAAUGAAAUUUAAGGAUGUAUAAGAAAAGGACGCUAGCAACGAUGGCCAAGUCAAAAACAUUACACGAAACAGAAAUCAAGGGCUCCGAAGACGUUUUCGAAAUGUACUGCGAACCUUGUCAUAGAGAAGGACAACAAAAGAUAGCCUGUGCAUUUUGUUCUGUUUGUGUGACCUACUUUUGUUUGAUUUGUCUGAAAUGUCAUGGUAGGUUUUUCCCUGGUCAUAAACCUCUGGAAGGAGUAAACAUGCCCCAAGACUUGUGUAUUGAAAAAUGUAAGACACAUAACAAGGAGAUUUUGAAGUAUUUUUGUACUACUUGCAAUAAAUUUGUUUGUUGUAUAUGUAAACCGGAGCUACACAAAGAUACCUGUAACUUGAGAUAUUUACCAGAUUAUGUUACGGAUACUAAAGUGACAGAGGAACUGAAAGAUAUAAAAGCUUAUAAUAGUAACAUUGCUAAACGUUUGUCAGAUUUCAAAGGAAACAUAGAUGUAAAAUAUGAGAGCGUUUCUGCUUUUGCAACAGAAGCUAAAUCUUUGAUACAAAGAAUGAAAGAGGAUAUAUUUGCACCAUUCGACGAAGAAAUCUCAAAUUUAGAGAAAACUAUACAAACAGCGAAGAAAAAAGAUGUUUUGAACAUUGAUCGAGCGAAACAAAAGUGUGCAGUGCUGCACAAUGAAACCGAUAAACUAUCAGAGAACAUCAAAACAAUACAACAAUUCCCAAAAGGUCGAAAGUACACGUUAUUUCUGAAAAUGAAGCAAAUGAGCGGAGAUUUGACACAACUGAAUGAUAUUGUGCGUAAUCUGAAAAAGGAUUCAUUAAAGAUAGACACACAAUUUGAGGAUGUAAUGAAAAAGGAAUUGAAUGAUUUGAUCAGCAGAGUUAAAACGUUUGGACGAUGCGUUGAAACAUCUCAAAAAUAUCUAGACAAAAGAACGGGAAAGACAGCGUACAUUGUUGCAGAUAUAAAUGUAAAGGAUAAGAUGGAUCAGGAAGACUGUCGUACAUUCGAUUUAUGUUUAUUGGCCGAACAAUAUCUCGUUAUGUCUGACAGAAGUAAUUGUUGCCUGAAGUUAGUCGAUGUUAAAAGCAAGAAGUUGUUGUAUCGCCGAUCUGUGAUAACAACACCAGAAGCUCUAACUAAGAUUACAGACUCUGAGAUGGCUAUGGCUCGGUUAUAUGAGAAAGAUGAGAGCCGGUGUGUUAUUCAGUUUGUGAAACUAACAAAUGCUAAACAACUCUUUUUUAUGCCGCACUUUAUAUUGACAGAAAUGUAUUGCGCCGAUAUUGCGUACAUUGGUGAUGAAAAGUUGGUCAUUGAAAUGACGGCUGAUAAUCGUGGUAAAGUACAGAUAAUGAACUUCAGCGGACGUGUUAUUCACACAAUUGAUAAAGAUGAAAAGGGAGAGUCUCUUUUUCAAUGUCCUUACUAUUUAAAUACUAAUAUGGUGGAAAGGGUGUUUUACGUCAGUGACUGGUUGAAUGACAGUUUUUACAAAGUGGACAUUGACACAUUAAGUACAUAUCAGUAUUCGCCACGCAUCUGGCAUCCUUUUGGGAUAACGACCGAUGGGGAUAGCUUCAUUUAUGUCUGUGAAUCCGGGACUGAUAGUAUACAUGUUUAUCAUACCGAUGACACUAAAAAUACGGAUAAGGAAGUUUUGUUAAAGUUCAACGAUUAUAACCCUCAAGCGUUGCUUUUUUCUGCUUCGAUGUCGAAGCUAUACGUUAGUUUUGACGGUUCUGAUCGCCUAAAGGUAUACAAUAUUACCUCUUAGAACUGCUAAACUUCGAGUUCGACGAAUGUAGAUCAUGAAUUAACAUGUAUUUAUUUGACUUUGUGUGAUCGGGGAUGAGAAAGCUAUCCGCCGUUCUAAGUUAAAGAAAUGUUAAAAUUGCCGGUUGGAUCUACACAUGAUGUGUCGAUUUGAUAUAGAACAUAACAGUUGAAAUUCACGGUGAUUCAAUUAAAGAGAUAUAACCAUUAUUUGAUGAAUAAGACCUAUUCGGAUAAAUCUCCAAUAAAAUCUUUGUCAUGAUAUACAGUGGGUGACAAGAACGUUAUACUGAAAAGGUAUAAAGCGGCAAACUUUUGUGUAAUACAGAUCGACACAGGCUCGUUUCACAGAAUCAAAGGGAGAUAGCAUUAUUAAAAAAAAAGGAACUGUCCUCAACACAAUGCUGAUAAUGUUUACAUGAGGGUGUGAUCGCAACGAUGAUCGAAACAACAUUUAAAGAAUACAAUUUUAUGUUUUGAGUACGUAAUACAUAUUCACUCAAAAGUCACUUUUUGAUUGACUUAAACUUGUAAAUAUUCUACAAAAACUUAGUGAUAUUGAAUACAUGUAUUGUUUUAUGGACAUUUCAUUCUUAUCAUUCAAAGAGUUUAAUGUUGAUUUUUUUUACUCGUUUAAUCGUAUUAAGCAACCUUGUAGAACUUAGUGAUAAUUCUUUUAGAGACACUUGGCUUAAGAUUCUUUUAUAUAGUUAUGCACAAUUUAUAUAGAAAUUGGUUCUACGUCCUCUUACUCUGGCCUUUAAACUUAGUGGAAUAGAAUUUGUUGAUUAAGCAUCCGCAUAUGUUUAUAAAUAUCAUUAGUUUCUAAGUGGUAUUUUGAUUCUUUUAAUUACUUUGUAGAACUUUGUUAUUAUUGUUAUCUUUUGUAGAAAAUGUUAAUGUUUUUUUCUUAAACUUUUCCAUGAAUCACAAUAUAUUAUAAGAAUAGUUAUGCAAAGAAAUUAUAAUCCUAAAGCAUUUAUUAAGUAAAUUCUGAUAAGCAGUAAAUUGCAGACCAAUCAGAUGAGUUGCUACACACAGUGCCACCUGUAUGUAAAUGAUAGCCCCCCUCUAGGACACAAAAUUUUAUUAAACCAGACAUCUCAGGGAGUUUUGUUUUUCUGCUGCUAUUUUUUAAAGAAUUACAUCUCUUAAAGCUCUCUAAAGUUUACUAACUAAUUAUAGAAUUUAUUUUAGGCACUUUGGUAUUAAGUAAACCUUAGAAAUUAUCUUAAUUCCUCGAAACAUUUUUGAUAAAUUUGUAAGUAAUUUUAGUAAUUUCUUUUAUUUCCGAAGUAAUUAAGAUCAAUUAAUUUUUUUCUUUGUUUUUUAAAAAUUUUGGCCAUUUAUAAAUAUUAGGUUUUCAUUCUUGGUGGUACAACUUUGAAACAGGGGUUGCUACUCUUUAUUUGUCAGUUAAAUAGCACAGAAUCAUUAAGGUUAUUUUUCAUACUUUCAGAUAAUUUUUACAUAAUGACACUUCUUUUUAACGGUUUCAAAUCCCUAAUUCAAAAUCAUUGUUUGAUAUAUUUAGAUUAGAUAAGAACAGUUAAUACUAGAGUGCAUAUUGUAAAACUGUUACCUUUAAGUAACUUUUUGUUAACUGUAAAUAAAAAGUUAGUUCAUAAUAUAUUUUUUUGAUUGAAACUUAUUCAGUAUUUGUGUUUUAUUUCCCUUUGCAUUCAAAAGGUGGUAUUACCUUGGCGAUUAGCUUUUACCUCCAAUAUAAGAUCAUCUUAAUCACUACUCCUGAGCAAACUAUUAAAGAACAUUACAUAACAAGAAAGUGGGUGCCUCUAAACCUACUUGUAGAAACACUUACUAUUUUAACACCAUAACAGUUUAUUGCUAUUCUUAUUGUGUUUCUUUGAGUUUAUUUAUUCCUAUACAUUUGUUUUGAUGAUUGAAUUACAAAUCAAAAGCUGGUGCUGCCUCAAAAAAAAGUAUGUAGGUUGAUAGUAAACAUAGACCUCGUGGAAGUUUGUUCUGAUGAUUCAAUAACACAACAGAAGCCGUGCUGCCUGAGACGGGUAUCUUGGCCAAUGAGGAACAGAUCCAUAAGAAAACUC